Messenger RNA from Seriola dumerili (greater amberjack), 2418 nucleotides. Its product is annotated as sodium-dependent neutral amino acid transporter B(0)AT1-like. The transcript has 12 exons. Bases 248 to 2152 code for a protein of 634 amino acids. The record is from RefSeq and is a predicted model, not a curated record. NCBI's taxonomy places the organism in Eukaryota, Metazoa, Chordata, Actinopteri, Carangiformes, Carangidae. Gene Ontology annotation, cellular component: plasma membrane. Gene Ontology annotation, biological process: sodium ion transmembrane transport.
UAGGUCGCAGUAUACCUCGAUUCCCCUUCCCAGGACACUCAGAAGGAGUGUAGGACUCGGAGAGAGAGGGACAGUCACCAGAGAAUCAGUAACAGCUCCCAGCACAGAGGAGAUCGUUUCAGAAAGGACAUACAGCCUCUGGAAGCUUUGCAGGGAAAAGCAGCAAAACAACAACUGCUUACCAAAAGGGAGACUCCAAGACUACAUUUUCCAAUUCUGUGUCCAGUGAAAUUUACAGAAAGCUGCCAUGAAGCUGAAGAUACCAAACCCAGGACUGGAUGAGCGGAUCCCCUCUCAUGCGGACCUGGAGAGGAUGGAGACAGAGGAGGCUGGGGAGAGGCCCAAAUGGGACAACAAAGCCCAGUACCUGCUCACCUGUGUGGGCUUCUGUGUGGGACUUGGCAACGUCUGGAGGUUCCCAUACCUGUGUCAAAGUCAUGGAGGAGGAGCAUUUAUGAUCCCGUUUCUGAUCCUGCUGGUUCUGGAGGGAAUCCCACUGCUGCACCUGGAGUUUGCCAUCGGUCAGCGCCUGAGGAAAGGCAGCGUGGGAGUGUGGAGAUCAAUCAAUCCCUGCCUGACUGGAGUUGGUAUUGCAUCCUUGCUUGUCUCAUUUUUGGUGGGUAUGUACUACAACACCAUCAUGGCCUGGAUCAUGUGGUAUCUCUUCAACUCCUUUCAAAGUCCUCUGCCUUGGAGCCAAUGUCCUCUCAAUGCUAACAGGACAGGUCUGGUAGAGGAGUGUGCUCGGAGCACCACCGUUGACUACUUCUGGUACAGGGAGACUCUGAACACUUCAACAGGUAUCAGUGAGUCUGGGGGCCUGCAGUGGUGGAUGGUGCUGGCCCUGGUAGCUGCCUGGUCUUUGCUCUAUGUCUGCUGCAUCCGGGGCAUCGAGACCUCUGGAAAGGCUGUGUACAUCACUUCCACUCUGCCAUAUUUGGUCCUCACCAUCUUCCUCAUCAGAGGACUGACUCUAAAAGGCUCCAUAGAGGGAGUCAAGUUCCUCUUCACGCCAGAUGUGAAUGAGUUAAUGAAUCCACAAACUUGGUUAGAUGCAGGUGCCCAGGUUUUCUACUCCUUCUCUGUGGCUUUUGGAGGUCUCAUCUCGUUCUCCAGUUACAACUCUGUUCACAACAACUGCGAGCAGGAUGCCGUUCUCAUCUCUAUCAUCAAUGGCUGCACCUCAGUGUACUCUGCAACGGUUAUCUACUCUAUCAUCGGCUUCCGGGCCACGCAAAAAUACGAUGACUGCAUGGGAGACAACAUCCUGGAGCUGAUAAAUGCCUUCAACUAUCCUGAAGGCACUAUCACAGAGAGCAACUACAACGAGGUUCUGACCCACCUCAACCAAACGCAACCCGCUAUCAUUCAAGGGUUGCAAAUCCAGACCUGUGACAUGCAGACUUUCCUCAGUCAGGGUGUGGAGGGAACAGGUUUGGCCUUCAUCGUGUUCACGGAGGCAAUCAUCAAGAUGCCUGUUUCUCCUCUCUGGGCUGUCCUCUUCUUCAUCAUGCUCUUCUGCCUCGGCCUCUCGACUAUGUUUGGCAACAUUGAGGGAGUCGUGGUUCCUUUGCAGGACCUCAGAGUGUUGCCCCGAACUUGGCCCAAAGAAGUUUUCUGUGGUCUGACUUGUUUAAUUUCUUGCGUUUUCGGGCUCAUAUUUGCUCUGCGCUCUGGAAACUACUGGCUGGCUCUUUUUGACAACUUCGCAGGUUCUAUCCCCCUUCUGAUCAUCGGAUUCUGUGAAAUGUUUGCUGUUAUCUACAUUUAUGGCAUAGACAGGUUUAACAAGGACAUUGAGUUCAUGAUUGGCCACAAGCCCAAUAUGUUCUGGCAGGUGACAUGGAGAGUGGUUAGCCCACUCAUCAUGAUCGUAAUCUUGAUUUUCUACUUCAUUACCCAAAUCUCGAAGACACUCACUUAUUUGGUCUGGGACGAGGAGGCGGCGAGCUUCCCCACCCUCGAACCACGUCCAUAUCCCUCCUGGAUCUACGCCAUCAUCUUCAUCUUGGCUGGAGUUCCCAGUUUAGCCAUCCCAGGUACCGCCCUCUUCAAGUUCAUCCAGAACAAAUGCUGCAAGCCGAAGGACUACAGUGACAAGAAACUGGACACCAUCUCUGCCAAAAUACAAAUGAGUGACAAAAAGUUUUAAAUAGCUUUUCUAUUGAUUAUUUAAAAAUGUGUCGAGGUGGACCUGUUUUAUUAUACUUAUUGCUUUUCUCUUCCUUGUGCCCUGUACAAUAAUAAAAGAGCACACUAGUGACUACUGACUGGAAAGUAGGAGUAAAUUUAGAAGCAUUUUCUGUAAAAUACUUGUUUUGGAGAAAAGAGUAAUUGAUAAUACUUUUCUUGCUAUUGUAAUAUGUAUGUACAUUAGUAUGAAUCUGUAUAUUACAUUAAAGGAAUAGUUGGACAUUU